This is a messenger RNA of Peromyscus leucopus (white-footed mouse), 6444 nucleotides long. RefSeq names its product kelch repeat and BTB domain containing 3 (gene Kbtbd3). NCBI's taxonomy places the organism in Eukaryota, Metazoa, Chordata, Mammalia, Rodentia, Cricetidae. Gene Ontology annotation, molecular function: protein binding. The coding region runs from base 964 to 2787 and encodes 607 amino acids. The record is from RefSeq and is a predicted model, not a curated record. The transcript is spliced from 2 exons.
GGCUUACAGUUAAGAGGUUUAGUCCACUUUCAUCAUGGCAGGAAGCAUGGCAGUGCACAGGCAGACAUGGUUCUGGGAAAGGAGCCAAGAAUUCUACAUCCAAAUGGCUAGACAGCAGGAAGAGAGAGUGACCCUGGGCCUGGCUUGAGCAUUUGAAACCUCAAAGUCUGCCCUCCCACACACCCCCAAACACACUUCCUCCAGCAAAGGCCACACCUUCUUAUGGUGCCACUUUUUACGAACCUAUGGGAGCCAUUUUCAAUCAAACCACCACAGCCAUAAAUCAACUAAUACCACCAAACUCGGGUGGCUUUUUUUAAGUCAGUUCUCUUGUGAAGGUCAGGGUUAGGGUUAGAGUUAGAAGAUACGAAGUCAGUAUGUCAGCAUCAACAUUUUAAUCCUGAUUUUGCCACAAAAGAUUGUGCUUAGAAGAGGAACACAUGUAUAGAAUGUAUACUAAAAGAACUACUACUUCAGGAAUAAUAUUUAAUAAUAUUUAAGACAUGUAAUGAAGUCCUAAAGAAGGUAGGUAUUUAUACAACCUCUACAGUCAAUCCUAUGAUAAUAGAUAUCAAGCUUCAAUUACAUAUUUCCCAAUUCAAAUAAAAGUUCAAGAAGAAUUUUUUAUUAAAUAUCAUAAAAUCAAAUGUUUAAAGUUUACUAUCAUAUUAUUUCUAUUGUAAUUUCACACCAUGAGUACAUUGAUUAAAAUUCAUUUUAUUUAUUAUUGGGUAUUAAUAAGCAUGUGGAUGUCAGAAGAUAACUGUAUGAAGUUGGUUUUCUUCUCCCACCUUUAUAUGGGGUCUGUGAAUCUAACUUAGGUCACCAGACUUGCAAGGCAAGAGCUUUUACCUGAUAAGCUAUCUUGCCAGACUGAAGAGGGCAAAUUAAGUCUGAAAAUUUCAUUAGCUUCCUACAACAUUAAUUUUUUUAUUCCAGUUCUAAGAACGGGUUGAAUUGGCUAUGGAUAAUUCAUACAAUUUCGAUGAACAAGGCUCAUGGAAUGGAAUCUCAUCUGAAAUGAAAAAGAAUUUCCUUGCAUCAGAAGAUCAUGGACAGAAAAUUUUAAGCGUUCUACAGAGUUUUAGAGAACAGAAUGUCUUUUAUGAUUUCAAAAUAAUAAUGAAAGAAGAAAUAAUCCCAUGUCAUCGUUGUGUGUUGGCAGCAUGCAGUGACUUCUUCAGGGCCAUGUUUGAAGUAAACAUGAAAGAAAGAGAUGAUGGAAGUGUUACCAUUACUAACUUGUCCUCCAAAGCAGUAAAGGCAUUUCUUGACUACGCCUAUACUGGGAAAGCAAGAAUAACAGAUGAAAAUGUGGAAAUGUUCUUCCAGCUGUCAUCCUUUCUGCAGGUCCCCUUCCUGUCCAAAGUUUGCAGUGACUUUUUAAUAAAAAGCAUCAGUCUCGUCAAUUGUUUGCAUUUGUUAUCUCUGUCAGACAGCUACGGCUCUACCCAUUUGUUUACUCACACUUUAUGCUUCGUACAACGUCACUUUCAUUUGCUAUUUAAAUCCAGAGAGUUUUUAGAGAUGAAUUUUGGAGUGCUACAAAAGUGUCUGGAGUCAGAUGAGUUAAAUGUGCCUGAAGAAGAAAUAGUCCUGAAGGUUGUCAUCACAUGGAUUAAAUACAACUUAGAGUCCAGGAGAAAGCACCUGCCUCACUUGAUUACAAAAGUAAGGUUACAUCAGCUACCCGAGGACACACUUCAAGACUAUCUGCUCAAUGAAGAGUGUUUACUCAAAAGCACAAACUGCUUUGACAUAAUUGUGGAUGCCAUUAAGUGUGUGCAAGGUUCUAGUGGCCUCUUCCCUGAUGCUCGACCAUCCACAACUGAAAAAUAUAUAUUCAUCCAUAAAACUGAGGAAAAUGGAGAAAAUCAAUAUACAUUUUGCUAUAAUAUUAAAACUGACUCAUGGAAAAUACUGCCACAAUCACAUCUUAUUGAUUUGCCAGGAUCUAGUCUGUCUAGCUAUGGAGAGAAAAUAUUCUUAACAGGUGGUUGUAAAGGGAAGUGCUGUAGGAAGGUUCGACUUCAUAUUGCUGAGUCUUACCAUGAUGCCACUGACCAGACCUGGUGCUACUGUCCAGUCAAAAAUGAGUUUUUCUUGGUUUCAACCAUGAAAACUCCAAGAACCAUGCAUACAUCAGUCAUGGCUCUCAAUCGAUUAUUUGUUAUAGGUGGAAAGACUAGAGGAUCCCAGGAUAUUAAAAGUCUCUUAGAUGUUGAAUCUUAUGAUCCACUAUCCAAAGAGUGGACAUCGGUUAGCCCUUUACCCAGAGGCAUCUAUUACCCAGAAGCCAGUGCAUGCCAGAAUGUCAUUUAUGUUCUUGGAUCUGAGGUAGAGAUUGCAGAUUCAUUUAACCCAUCCCUUGAUUGUUUUUUUAAAUACAAUGCUACAACUGACCAGUGGUCUGAACUAGUAGCAGAGUUUGGGCAGUUCUUUCAUGCUACUCUAAUUAAAGCUGUCCCAGUAAACUGCACCCUGUAUAUAUGUGAUCUUUCCACCUAUAAGGUAUAUAGUUUUUGUCCUGAUACUUGUGUUUGGAAAGGAGAAGGCUCUUUUGAAUGUGCAGGCUUUAAUGCGGGUGCAAUUGGGAUUGAGGAUAAGAUUUACAUAUUAGGUGGAGAUUAUGCACCAGAUGAGAUCACAGAUGAGGUGCAGGUUUACCACAGCAGCAGGUCAGAGUGGGAAGAGGUGUCACCCAUGCCAAGAGCCUUAACUGAAUUUUACUGCCAAGUUAUUCAGUUCAACAAAUAUAGGGACCCAUGGUUUUCUAAUCAUUUCUAAAAAUAAUAUUUGCAUGAAUGGUCUAAAAUGAUGCCUAGUAGAAUUAGUAAAAAAGUAUCUUACUUAGCACAAUAAAAUAUUCCUUCUAUUGAAGAAUGACUAGAGAUGUAUGCUGUCUAUAAGUAGACAGUUACCAGAAAGUUAAAAUAUAAAAUACAUUUUACCAAAGUUACAUUAAAUGUAAUUUAAUAUUAAAUAGUUCAGAAUACUUAGUAUUUUCUUAUGUAAGUAAAAAUUAUAGGUUUUGACCCUUUGACUUUAAGGUAAAGGAUGACAAAAAAAAUCAGUGUUCAUAAAUGUGUAACAUGUAGAAGGGAGAAAUCUCUUGAGGAAGGGAAAAUGGCCUAUAUACUGUCACAUUGUGUGACAUGAAGAUAAAUUAGAAAUAGGUGAGACGCUCACAUUGAACAUUGUAGGUCUAAGAAUUGUUGAAUCCCUAUCCUUUUCUGCCUGCUACUUAAAUGAUUUCAUUUUACCUUUGUUGUGGUCAGUAAUUUUCUAAAAAUACAUUUCUUCACUCUUCUGGUCAAUAUACUAAGAAGAGUUUGGAUUCAUUAUGGUAUAUGAUAUUAUGUACAUGUAAUAUGUAUUUGUUAUUAAGAGCAUAUUUGAGCACUAUAUAGUGCUAAGCCAUUGCAAUUACUAUUUUUUUACUUGCUGGUUUAUUUGUUUUUAGUAUCAUUGUGAGACUGAGCUUUUAAUAACAUGAUAGCUUUCAUUUUUUGUUUCAAAUUUGGUAAAUUUACAUUUUUUAUUUAGUUAUCAUCCUAAUUGCACCAAGCUUUGACUGUGUCUUAACAAAUAAGCCACUGAGUGAUGUUCUUGCAAUCUGAAAUGGUACUUUUAAAAUGUUCUUUCUAUAUCACUAGUGCCUGUUCCCCCAACAUAGAGGAUAUAGAAAUUUUUAUCUCUAGAGAAGUUGGUCAUUAUAAAGUAGUGGGUUUCUUUUUGGCCUUUGUAUACAUGUUUGUCUUUAUACUUUAGUUCCUAUUCAUCUCUUCCAUUGCCUCCACCCAUCCCCCAGGUCUUACUCUAGCUGGUUUCUUCCUGCCAGAUAGUCCCCCUUUUGCUUCCAGGCCACAUGCAUUUCAUUACCCUCUCUUCUGCUCCCUUAAGAUCUUUUCCUUCCUUCAAAGUUGUCUUUCUACUUUCAUGUCUCACAAACACAUACUGUAUACAUGCACGGAUUCAGAAACAAAUCUAGAUUCUGCAUGAGAGAAACAUGAUUUUUGUCUUUCUGGAUUUGGCUUUUUCACUUAGCAUAUUGACCUCUAGUUCCAUCCAUUUUCCUUCAGGUGCCCUAAUUCCAUUUUUGAAAGCUGAAUGUAAUUCUAUUGUGCAUAUAUACCACGUUUUCUAUAUUCAUCCAUUGAUGGUCAUCUAGGCUGAUUUUGAUAUCCUGAUAUUCUGAUAUCCUGACUGUUGUGAACAGAGUGCAGCAAUAAACAUAAAUGUUCAUUAAGAAUCCUUUGUGUGUAUAACCUGGAGCUGCAGUAAGAUUCCAGGGUUUAAUUAGUACUUGACCAGUUUCCUGCCAUGGGUUCUAAUUGUCAAGCACCAUGUUGUUUUAUGACUUCAGUAAAUUAUUCAAGGUGAAUCAAAGUGACAGGACUUCUGAUAUCAAUAGUUUCAAAAUCUGUCUUUGUCAGCUUCAACCAGAGCAUGACCAUUCUUGUUCAUGAGCAAGGUCAUUCUGCUUUGCAAGAGGUAUGCUUGUUUGAUUGCUCUAAAAGAUACUGCCAUUUUAGGUUUUAAUACCUCUGAUUUACAUCUUAGCAACUAUAUAGAUUGCACAACUUAGAAUUAGUGUGGUUUCCUACACUACAUUAUAAAUAUUAAUUUGUAGUAAGUGUAGUUAAUGUUUACCUAAAUGAAAGUUCUUUGAUUUUUAUCACAUAAAUGCAAACACAAAUUUCAGAUGCAUUUUCAAAGUACAUUUGCAUGCAACUUCAAAAUUGGGCUAUCAGAUGUCAGUCACAGGGUAUUCAGUACAAUCAAUAGCUCUUUUUAAGCAUAUUGACUGGUGGCUGUGCCUUUUCUUUCAUGUGUACUUAAGAAAAAGAAAACUCAGAGGAUGCUUCUCUGGCAUUCUUAGAGAAAGCUGGUAACAAAGAGUGGCCUAUGUGGGACUAGUAAGUAUUUCUUAGUAAAGUAUGCUUAAAUAAUAUCAUCAGUGAAUCUAGGAAUUAUUCAUUUCUUCCCCCUCCAAAAAAGAGAAACUAAAUUAAAACAGUCCCCUCCCAACAGUGUUACAUUAUCCAACCCUUUUUAUUUCUGCUAUUCUCUAUGGUAAUGUUCUUGACAUCAAGACCCAACUGGUUUACUUGGAUUUGUUGUCUUUUCUUAUGGUUUGGAGCCUUUGGUUAUAUUGCUGUGUUUGCUUUUAAACACGUUCAUUUCUUGCCACCUCUAUACAUCUACACCCUGUGCUUCUUUCCAGUUGUCAUUAUGGAGAAAAUACUAUGUCCAGUCAUAAAGCUCAGCCUCUUCAUUUCUUUAUCACCACCACAACAAGCUUGGCUCCACUAAUGUCUAAUUUUGUAUUUCCUUGACAUGCUUUCAUCUUAACUGCCCCAGUGGGGAAAAAUGGCUCUGUGUUCAGAAUCUCCAGGACUCUAUCUACAUUGGAUCCUGUGUUCCAUGACUACACUGGUACCUUCAGUGGUCUUGCCAGUCACUGUGGCCUCAUUGCCUAAGAACAGAACUUAUCACUCUGACUCUCUUCAUUCUGGUUUUCUAAUAUGCAAAUCUCUGUGGUCUCUGUGGUCUAUUUUGAGAAUAUAGUAUCCUUUUAUGACAUCUUCUUGUAGGUCUUUUUUUUUUCUUUCUCUUUAAAGUAGUUUUCCUUUCAUGUUGGCCUUCAGCCAGGACUACAUGUAAUGGCCAAAUAAUUGGGCUCACUGUCCAGACUGCUGUCAUUCCUGUGGAAAAAAAAUUGUUAACAUUUCUCCAUCCUGUUUGUGUGUGUGUGUGUGUGUGUGUGUGUGUGUGUGUGUGUGUGUGUGUGUGUUUGAGACAAUAUUUCUCUGUGUAGCUAUGGAACCUGUCCUGAAAUUUGUUCUAUAGACCAAGCUGUCCUCGAACUCACAGAGAUCCACCUGUCUUUGCCUCCCAAGUUCUAGGACUAAAGGCUUGUGCCACCAUGGCCUGGCUCAUCCAUUAUUUUUUGUCUUGCUUUACUUCAUUGUGAGUAUACAUCUAGAAAUACUUGAAUAUUAUCUCCUAAAUAUUGAAUGUAUGUAUAUAGCAUUAUUAAAUAUAGGAAAAGAUUAACAUAUGAAAUAAAAUUAGAGUUGAUGAACAUUCUUGUUGUGAUCUUCAAACUUGAGUUAAAAUGCAGCAUACCUUUGUUCAUGUACAGUCUUGAGCAAGAGUAUUCACAUAAUUAAAAUUAAACUCAACUCUGUAUUGGUAAGGAAAGAAAUAUUUAUCAUAGAAACAUUCAUUGUAUUCAUUACCCAUGACAGCUGGGUUAUUUGAAGGCAACCACACAUUGCAACAAAUUCUACUUUUUCAUAUACUAAGAAGAACAAAUAAAUAUGUGUUCAUUGUGUUUGGCUCAAUUAUACAUUUGACAACCAAAGUCUGAGACAGAGCUAAUCUGUUUAAUAUUUUGAUAUUUGGAAGCAAUAAAAUACAUACUGGAAUAGAAUGCUA